CUGUCUGUCAUGUGACGGGGUAAAGCAACAGCAUAUAAAGCAAAGGACUCAGGAACUCAGAUACAUUCUUUAUUAUCUCCUCUACAGAUGACUAAAAGUGCUGAUUAACGAGACUGCACAGGCCAUGAUGCUCGGGAGCUUGCUGUUUGCCGUGUGCUGUAGCACAGCACUGGCUCAUUUCAACACAAAUCUAGACCAGAACUGGGAGUUGUGGAAGAAAACUUAUAACAAGUUUUACUCCAGUAAGGAUGAGGAACUGGGCAGGAGGGAGUUGUGGGAGAGAAACCUUGAACUUAUCACCAUUCACAACCUGGAGGCUUCCAUGGGCCUGCAUUCAUAUGACCUGGGCAUGAACCACAUGGGUGACAUGACAACAGAGGAGAUUCUGCCAUUACUGGCCACAACUGACAUCAUUCCUGACUUGAGGGAAACAGCAGAAUUUGUGGGCUCUUCUGGAGCUGCUGUCCCAGACUCUCUGGACUGGAGAGAUAAGGGAUAUGUCACCAGUGUGAAGAACCAGGGCAAAUGUGGUUCGUGUUGGGCGUUCAGCGCCGUUGGGGCUCUUGAAGGUCAGCUGAAGAAGACCACAGGAAAGCUGGUCAGCCUCAGUCCUCAGAAUCUGGUGGACUGUUCCUCCAGUUAUGGCAACAAGGGCUGCAAAGGUGGUUCGAAGAGGGCUGCCUUCCAGUAUGUUAUUGAUAAUGGAGGAAUAAGCUCUGAGUCGUCUUACCCUUAUAAAGGAGUGCAAGGACCAUGCAGAUACAAUCCAUCCAAGUAUGCAGCAAAAUGCACCAACUACACAAAAGUCCGUCGAGGAGAUGAGGAGGCCCUGAAGCAGGCUGUUGCUAGCAUUGGACCUAUUUCAGUGUCCAUUGAUGCUUCCAGGCCUCAGUUUAAGCUUUACCGCAGUGGUGAGUAUUUCUUCCCUACACAUUUCAAUCAGACUGAUUACCAGAUCAAGAUAGCAGACCGCAUUACAGACAGUGUGCUCCUCCCUGCUCACGUUACAUCCCGAGUGGGGAUACGCACAGUUUUUGCGUGGUUUGCUUGGGAGCGGAUCACGCAGAGUCAGCUCUCGGGGGAGCAUUUUAAGCGUCUCAGCCUGCGUGCUCUCCGCUCCCGGAAGGCUGUCUUUAAGGAGGGAGACUUCGCUAGCUUUCCUCAUGAGUCUGACCCCGCUUCCGCAGAGGCGGAGUGGCAGCUGCACUCGUGGGGUUCGCAGCUGGAUCUGCUGGAGGGAAUGGAGACGGGGGUGGUCACUCGUGCGGUAACCAAGGUGAACAUCGUUUGGCCCACCGAGAAACAGGCCAAACUGCAGCAAAGCAAGCUGAGCACUUCCUGA
Molecule: messenger RNA, 1342 nt
Organism: Labeo rohita (rohu)
Lineage: Eukaryota; Metazoa; Chordata; Actinopteri; Cypriniformes; Cyprinidae
Product: cathepsin S
Exons: 7
Coding region: 125-1342 (405 amino acids)
Biological process (GO): immune response
Cellular component (GO): lysosome
Molecular function (GO): cysteine-type endopeptidase activity
Source: RefSeq, a predicted model, not a curated record